Messenger RNA from Theileria orientalis strain Shintoku, 1962 nucleotides. RefSeq lists its product as hypothetical. The transcript has a single exon. The record is from RefSeq and is a predicted model, not a curated record. The coding region runs from base 1 to 1962 and encodes 653 amino acids. Lineage: Eukaryota; Apicomplexa; Aconoidasida; Piroplasmida; Theileriidae.
AUGUCAGUCUUGUUCCUUUUACUCCCCUACUUAAUUUUUUCCACGAGCAGUGUCUACCCGUUCCGAUUUUUCAAGAAAAAGGGCAAAAGUCUCUCUCCGGACUCCAAUGUCAAGUCCGAGGAGAGGGACCGGAGCGAGAGUUUCAAGGGCCAGUUCCCCAGCCUGAAGGAAUCUGGCCCCGACCUGAUCACCGACAUAAUGUCCAAGUACCUCAAGAGCUACACGCCCUGCACCCGGGAACUGUGCAAGCGUAACACUGACAGGUGCCACGAGCUCGUCCAGCUCUAUUCCGACCGAUGUGUGGCUGGCGACUGCUACACUCUGGACUUCAUCAAACUCAUUGAGUUCCCCAACGGCUUCAACCUCCUCGUUCCCAACCUCACUCAGUUCACGUUCGCCCGGAAGGUCUUCAACGACUCCAAGGCCAGGCUGAAGGCUCCCGCGUACGACAUUUGCAAGAACUUGUACUGGGAGGUCAAGGGCAACCCGAGGUCCCUGGAAUCCUUCAACAAGAAGCUAAUCAGGCACAACCUCGAAAGACUCGAGUCAGACUCCAACCUGGGCAACGGCAAGGGCUCAGAACCGCUUGGGAGUAGUGGCUCGGCCGCAAGCCCUGCCGACCACUCUAGUUCUGACCCUGACGAGGGCCCGAGUUCCCGACACCAGGGUGGGCGUGGUGGCCAAACGGACGAGACCACCGGCCCCCGUGAAAACAGCUCCGAGUCCGACAAGGACGAAAGCGCUGACCAGAUUUCCAACCCUCAAAACGAUCGCAUUGUUUUAAUUGAAUCGCUUUUCAACUCCACUCUCAACUACUUAACCUUCAUUUUCAAGCACCCCUUCCUCGCCGAGCACUCCAAGUAUAAGUUCAUCCGCCUAUUUUUCAGGUGGAUUCAGAGGCGCAAACUAAUCAAAAUGGUGCGUAACGUCGCUAAGGUGAAGGUCCUCUCCCUUGGCAUGCGCGACUUGAAUAACAUAAUCGACAGCUACACGCUCUACCUGAGCACCGAUCCGACCAACGAGCACUACCGACUCAACAUUUCCUACUCCAAAAUCGUCAAGCACGCCAUAAUCAAACUGACUGGCGAUAAGAGGGUCGGCUUCCUGAUGUCCGAGUACUUGAUGAGGGUGCCCGUAAAGCCCACUUCGUUCUGCGGCGACAGCUCCCCGGUCACUUGCUACCAGAGCGUCAUGGACUACCUCGAGCGGUGCGAGGACGGCGAGUGCGUGCGCCUCGAUCCCACCAUGCUGCUCGACGGUAAGGACCCUCUCAACGUUGGCCUUCCGAACCUCGGCCAGCUCGACUUGGCUCUUCAGCUUUUCACCAACUCUCGCGCGCACAAGAACCUCAUCCUCGACUUCCUUCUUCAUAGGACCGGGCGUCUAAGCAACAAGCAGUUCGGCGACCUUGUGAUCGAAAGGAACACCGAGAAGGCCAAGUACUCCUCCGAGGACCACGAGGUCCUUUCUAAAUACAUGUACUUUGGCACCAUCAACUACAAGGUCUGGCACUUGCAGGGCAGGCUUUCCAAAAUGUUCAGCGGCAGCGUCGAGAAGCCCCUAAAGGGCUACUUGCAGAAUCUCGUCGGCUCCGAUCCCAUAAAGACAUCCAAGGGCGUGCUCGAGGCUCUUUUUGUUGCCUACAGAAACUACUUUUUCCAGUCCCGGCUUUCUGACAGCAAGGACAGCGUCAUCAAGUACGUCCAAACUUGUUUCGACACGCUCCUUCCUUACAAAGACCUUGCUAACGUCAUUAAACUAAACAAGAAGAACAACAAGAAGAAUGAGGAGGAGGCUGAAAAGCCUCAGAAUCUAUAUGAGCCCACUCUCUCUUUCAACUGGGAGAAGGAGAACCUGAAGAACUACGAGGAGGGCGAGUGGACCAGGGUUGAUCCCGUUGGACAUUCACCGAAUCUGAGAACAAAGGAGGUGGAGCCACAAUUCGAAUUCUCGCAAGCUUAA